UCGAAUAGGACAGGUAUAUCCUGCAGCUUUGACUCUUUGACCAUCGCUGAGUGGAAUACAUCAGCAGCCAUUGUAUUUCUGCAGAACUGAUCCAGAAGAGGUUACAGAUAAUUGCUGUAGAACAUGACACUUGAAGAACCUGCAAAACAGAGUCAGUGAGGAAUGAAGCUCAGCUCACCCUCCUGCAGCUACAAGAAAAAAUAGUCAGAUGGUAUGGAAUGGUUGCAUAGCUGAAGUUUGAACGGUGAGAACAACGUGCACUGACACUAAACAGCAGAGAUUCUCUUCUGAGUCAGGAUCUGGAUUGAUGUGUCACGCUUGGAUUUCACAGCGUGCAUGUGUUUGCAGUCUAGGGGGGCCAGCUGCCAUUCCAUUCAUGUUUUUACAAUAACUUUACACGUGGACGCCCAACACUAACAGCUAACAUCAGGAGGCGUCAACCAAUGCUCAAUCUUUGGAAAAUCAGUUUCAGUGGACUGACUGAUUGAAUUGACCGAUGGACUUAUUUUUUGUCUUCAUAACCAACUGGAUUCUUGUUCCCAUAUGUAACAGGUAAUCCACAGCACAAGUGCAUUCUGGGGAGGAUUACAGACUUAUCACAUGGAGCAGUGAAUGCAGUACUUAGUUUGAAGUGGAUAACCUACACAAAACCUGCUGCUGCAUUCAAAGCCGGCAAACCAUCCAUUAAAGUUAAGUUAAGUUAAGCUAAUUUAGAGCAGAGGUUUGGUUCUGAGGUCCAGAUGUUCCUCCACACGGUGCUGGUGGUCCUGACGGACUUGGCGGCCCGGUUCCUGGGUAACACCGCGGUCCGGCAGCACUUCCACCUGCUGCUGUCAGCGGUGGUGAUGUUUGGUCCUGCACUGAGCCUCUGGGUCUCGCAGCACAGCAUCUUUGCCAAGAGAAGUCACUUCCUCUACAGGAUGUUCCUGCGCUCUGGUUGGGGCUGGACCUGCAUCUUUGUUGGGUCGUUUGUCUUCCUCCUCUCCUUCUCCAUCCGUCGCUCCGUGUCCCUCUCCAUGCGUCACCUGUCACGGCUCGGGGUGGCCGGCGGGUUGUGGCUCGGCUUCUGUAAACUCCUGGACCUGCUGGAGAACGCCACAGGAAGCUGCUAUGAACCUUUACUCGGCGGUCCAGAGGUCGCCAACGGGCAGCCUCUGCUGGUGCUGCGAGAAGGCGAGAGUAAGUCGGAGUGCCUCAGGGCUGGGAUGCUGUGGAGGGGUUAUGAAGUCUCAGAGGACGUCUUCCUCCUGUGUCUCUGCUGCCUCCUGCUGGCGGAGGAAACGUCCGUGUUUGGCCCUUACCUGAGCCUGGGCGGGGUCUCAGACGCCCCUCUCAGGAUCCUCUUCCUCUUCUGUGUCCUCCUGCUCGGCCUCUGGAUCUUUCUGCUGCUAUGCCUCUUGGCUUACUUCCCUCAGUUCCCCACCCAGCUGCUAGGGGGCGCUCUGGGGUGUCUGAGCUGGAGGGGACUGUACCAGGGCUGGUACCGCCUCGGGCCCAGCUGGUGCUCUCCUGGGAGACCUGGAUUGGGACUGCUUAACACCAAGACUGAGGAUGCAAAAUUGAGCCAAGACUCCUGCAAUUAACAGGAAACAAGAGAUGAAGGUGAACGACGACUUUAAGCUCUCUAAGAUGUUUGAGUGUGCUGUCUUCUUUUCACAGGAAGACAAGAGCUACUGUUUUGAACUCUGAACAGUGUAGUUUAAUGAUUUCUAAA
Molecule: messenger RNA, 1714 nt
Organism: Labrus bergylta (ballan wrasse)
Lineage: Eukaryota; Metazoa; Chordata; Actinopteri; Labriformes; Labridae
Source: RefSeq, a predicted model, not a curated record